ACAUAGAUACUAAAUAUAGUUACCCUCAAAAGACCACUGAUUCUAUCUACCUGUAUGCUCCAACUCCGUCACCUCUGCUACUACCUCGGCACAUGUUUUCGCGACUAUAACCGUGCUCAGUUCGUGCAGGGGAAUAAGAAUCCGGAGAACUACCCCGCAAUGAUGAUCCAUGGUGUAGCAUUCACGGGGGUUAAUGCGGAGAUGCAUACCGGGAUGAAUAUGAGCCGCUACUGUGACGCCUAUUAGUUAUAUCUAGAGACCUACUUAUCUGUCCGGGUAUGCCAGUCGCUUAUUUGGGAGGUGGGCGUGUUCUUCAGUUCUCAAUUCAUCACCUGGGCAGUCGAAUUCAUCACCACCUAGAAGUACUAGGCACCAAAGGUCAUCCCCAAAGAAUUAGACGAUGGAGAAAACAGACACCCCGGAGCACCUCGAGGAGGGGAAAGCCGUCCCAUCAUCCGGAGAUACUAUCCACGAAGAAUUCGACUACGAGCGUAACAGACUCCUCAACAAACGCCUCGACCUUCGGAUACUUCCCCUAUGUUCCUUUCUCUACCUCCUGAACUUCCUCGACAGAGGUAACAUAGCGAACGCAAAAGUCCUAAACCAGGAAACUGGUGAUGAUCUACUCCAAAAGACAGGGAUGACGGCUAGUGGAUACUCUCUAACCGUCACCCUGUUCUCGUUGGCCUAUACCCUUUUUGAAGUUCCAUCGAAUUGGAUUAUGAAGCAUUAUGUUCGCCCGUCCAUUUGGCUGGCUACGCUCCUUGGUUGCUGGGGUGCCUUGACUCUUGGGUUCGCGGGUGUCCAGAAUUACGCUACGGUGUUGGUGUUGCGGUUACUUAUUGGGGUGUUCGAAGCAGGUUUCUUUCCUGGGAUCGUGUAUCUCAUAACGAUAUGGUACCGCCACGAUGAAAGAUCGGUUCGAAUCGCUGUAGUGAUCGCCUUUUGCAAUCUCGCCGGUGCCUUCGGUGGAUGUAUCGCUUACGGGUUAGGAACCGCAAACGGCGGGGCCGGACUCGAAGGUUUCCGUUGGCUGUUCAUUCUUGAAGGCACGAUAACUAUGCUUUGUGUGAUACCGACACUCUUCGUAUUGCCUGACUACCCCGCCCGCGCCAAGUUCCUGAGCCCGUCCGAAAAGAAGUUCGCGGAGGAUCGGGUUAAGGAACGUGGGGGUGGAUAUAGUAGAGAUCAUGCGACGCGAAAAGAGAUAUUGGAGACCUUCUUCAGUCCUCGGAUGUUAGCUCAUUACCUAGUCUAUAUUGCCAAUGUGGUGACUCAGGGGUCAUUUACAUUCUUCACUCCGACUCUCGUCACCGGGUUAGGAUAUAGUUCCAUUCAAGCCCAGCUGUUAACUGUCCCUCCGUGGGUUGUUGGCUUCGUCGUCGCGAUCCUAGUCUCUUACUCGGCUGACCGGUUCAACGCCCGAGGUUGGCACAUUACGGUAAUCUCGACUAUCGGGGGUGCAGGAUGGCUGACUGCUGGCUUACUUCCUUCGACCUCGUACGUGCAGAGGUACGGCGCGUUGGUUAUGGCGGCUACAGGUGCAUUCCCUGCCGCUCCACUAUGCACCUCAUGGGUUACAGUGAAUUCGCCUAGUUUACUUACGAUACCGUUCGCCAUUGCACUUCAUAACUCUUGCGCUGGUAUCGGACAGAUCAUCGCUCAAUGGAUAUGGCUUGAUGUCGAUACCGGGAACUUUACGUGCGCGGCCUGCAACUUCUUCGUUGCGAUCGUGGCCUUCAGCUUGAGAAUACACUACGGGAGAAUGAAUCGAAACGGUAUUAAGGAUGCGAGAGGGGAGAAGAGGGUAUGGUCAUAUUGAGAAUCGUUUGUAUUAGGUUAAAUUACCAGCUUGAAGCUGAUGCCGUAGUUAUCAGUUCGGACCUCCGAAAGAGUAUCACGUGACGGUAUCGAUCUGUAUCAGUCGCCUAUCACAAUCACCAUGUGACCCUAUCUUUCACUUUGAGGCGUCGCCUGUCAGCUCAAUGAAAAUUA
Molecule: messenger RNA, 1995 nt
Organism: Annulohypoxylon maeteangense
Lineage: Eukaryota; Fungi; Ascomycota; Sordariomycetes; Xylariales; Hypoxylaceae
Product: MFS transporter
Exons: 5
Coding region: 401-1822 (473 amino acids)
Biological process (GO): transmembrane transport
Cellular component (GO): membrane
Molecular function (GO): transmembrane transporter activity
Source: RefSeq, a predicted model, not a curated record